AUGCAAGCUGGGAAAAAGCCGUGCUCGGUGUGCGGCGAGGCUGGUGAUGGAGCGCACUUCGGAGCCGAAGCCUGCAGGUUUUAUUCUUUCCAGAAUUUGCUCGUUUUCUGGUUACCUUUAAACGUUUCUUUCAGAGCCUGCGCUGCAUUUUUCCGCCGUAGUGUCGCACUGAACAAGGCCUACGUCUGCCGGUCAAUGGGUACGUGUGUGAUUCAAAAAAGUGAGUGUUUUUGCAAGACUACUCUUUGCUGACCAAGUUUUGGAUCAACGUGACUUGAACACAAACAAAAGUGCCAAAAAUAGAAUCGACUAGAACAAAACAUGUUUAUUUUUUUGGAAAAACACUUUUGUACAUAUCUUACUUUUUGCUCUACUAUAUUUUGACCACACUUGUUGGAAAUUGGCCCGGCGAACUCAAAAUGACAAAAUUUUAAUACUGAAACCCGGUCUGGUGUUUAGACAAGUCGGACUUUAACAAAAAAACGAGAGAUCUGAACUUUUGGCCUGGUCUGUGACAAAGAUUGUGACCCUGACAAAAAUGCUUAUUUAUUUUUCAGAUGUCCGAUGCAUGUGCCGAGCGUGCCGAUUCACCAAGUGUAUUGGUGUUGGCAUGAGAAAAUCAGGUGGGUAGACUGAGCUUUUUUCAGAUUCGUCUUGAUUUCUGUUAUUUUCAGCUGUCCAACGACAUCGUGAGCUGAAUGCGAAAAUUGAGGGAGCAAAUCAGGAAAUGCACAUUUAUCGAGCAUCUCCUCCGUGGCCCAUGGAAGUCGGACCAUCUCCAAUCGACGAGUCGGGCAUGCCAACACUCAGCAAACUGAAUGAGAAUUACGCGCAUAUGGGUGCUGUAAGACGGGUCAUUCACAAUUCUGGUAGUGAUAACAUUUUUAAUGUGAGUACGGCACAAAUCACACAUUUUUUGUGGUUCGUACACCCACGCAGCGCGCAAAUUAUCAAGUUUCAGCGUCGAGAACCGAAAGCGGUGGCGUACAAAGACGCCAACAGCGUGCAUUUGAAGGAAAUUGGAUUGGUGGCCGACUGGGUGAUCAAAUCGUACGUGGAUUUUGAGAGACUUCAUCAGGAACAGAAAGUGAGCGCAGAUUUGCAAGGAAGGGGAAGUAUGGGAACAUUGAAAAUUGCUUUUUAGAAACUGCUAUAUCGAAACUUCUUCUUGCCAUUCAUGAUUCUGGAAUGCGGGUAUCACUGCUGCCUAAACAAUAGAACAGACAUUCUGUUCCUGCCCUCUGGAGAUUACAUCGACUGCAGCCGACCAGAGACAUUUUACAGCGGCGACAGUAGCUCGUUGUUGAUGAGCUCGGAAGAGGCAGUCAGGUUUGUGACGUGUUGGAACGCUUUUUUAUGAAAAACUGUUCUUUCAGAAUGUUCGUGCCUUCCUUUGAUAUCUACAGGCGUAACGUGCUAGACCCAAUGCGACGCGAAAAAGUGGACAACUACGAGUUCUUCACACUCUGCUCGCUUGUCCUCUGGGACCACGGCUUAGAGGGUCAGGCCGAUGAUUGUGUGAUGAUGGCCAGAUCCAACAGGGAGCGCAUUCUUCGAGAAGUUCUGUUCUACUACCGAAGGGUCAAGCAGAUCUCGGAUCCCUCGAUGAGAUUGGCCAAUCUUUUGGUGCUUUUGCCGGCUCUUCAGGUGAAUAAUUAUCAUAUUACCCAUUUUCUAUAAGAUUCGACCAGGCCUAGAACUGCACAACCACUUUUUACAUGUUUAGUGUAUACUUUUCCCGAAGCAUGAUGGGAAGUUUUAUUUUACAUAACUUCUUUCCAGAAAACUCGAAAUUGUGGGUCUAAUGCUACAUACGAAGCACCGGGAAUAAUGACAUUGAGUUUCAUAAAAACAAUUUUCUUUUCAGAGGUCCGUACGAAGGUUCCAAGAAGACAUGGAAAUCACCCACGUGUUCAAUGUGUACUCGGUCGAGUCCACGUUCUACGAGCUGGUCAGCGGAAGGCUUUCCGACAGUUUCUUCCAACAAGCCACAAAUCUGAAGGAUGAUGAGAUCAAAAAAGAAGAAGUAGAUUGUGUCUGGUGAGUGACAGACCGGAAAUUGAAUAUACCAACAGUUCAGCAUUACACAAACAUAUUUUGCAGGGACCUCAACUCAGGCCAAGUUGUCGACAUCUUUGAGUACCCAACUCCACAGUACUCUUCAGUGGAUUCCAACCCAUCUCCAGAACAAUUCUAA
Molecule: messenger RNA, 2197 nt
Organism: Caenorhabditis sp. 36 PRJEB53466
Lineage: Eukaryota; Metazoa; Nematoda; Chromadorea; Rhabditida; Rhabditidae
Source: the annotation of a GenBank genome assembly